Molecule: messenger RNA, 3663 nt
Organism: Pollicipes pollicipes
Lineage: Eukaryota; Metazoa; Arthropoda; Thecostraca; Pollicipedomorpha; Pollicipedidae
Product: calcium/calmodulin-dependent protein kinase kinase 1
Biological process (GO): protein phosphorylation; CAMKK-AMPK signaling cascade
Molecular function (GO): ATP binding; protein serine/threonine kinase activity
Source: RefSeq, a predicted model, not a curated record
CCCCUGGCAGGCGCAGCCACCCCUGUUAACCGCGCACAGCACGGGUGGGCUCGGGGAGCGGCCCAUCUACCCCAACAUCCCGUUCUCGCCGUACGGCUCGCCCUGCUGCAGUCCGCGCUUCAAGAAGCGGCCGUUACGGGAGGUGCACCGCGUGGUUAGCGUGGAGCACAACGGCGACUACGUGCAGCUGAACCAGUACAAGCUGCAGGAGGCCAUAGGCCAGGGCUCGUACGGCAUCGUCAAGCUGGCCUACAACCAGGACGACGACACCACGUACGCCAUGAAGAUCCUCAACAAGAAGAAGAUCAUGCGCAAGGGCGGCAUGUUCGUUCGCGGCCGGCUGGCGCCGCACCGGAAGAACUCGGGCGGUAGUCCACUGGCCAGCCCGCUCGACCGCGUCUACCGCGAGAUCGCCAUCCUCAAGAAGCUCGACCACCCGAACGUGGUGAAGCUGGUGGAGGUGCUGGACGAUCCGGUGGAGGACAACCUGUACCUGGUGUUCGAGCUGCUGGAGAAGGGCGAGGUGAUCACGAUCCCCACGGACGCGCCGCUGCUGGAGGAGCAGGCGUGGCGCUACUUCCGCGACAUGGUCAUGGGCAUCGAGUUCCUGCACUACCAGAAGAUCAUUCACCGAGACAUUAAGCCGUCCAACCUGCUGCUCGGCGACGACGGCCGCGUCAAGAUCGCCGACUUUGGCGUCUGCAACGAGUUCACUGGGCCGGACGCCUUUCUCACGGGCACGUCGGGCACGCCGGCCUUCCUGCCGCCGGAGGCGCUGAAGGCGCAGCGCGACCGGUACAGCGGCCGCGCCGCCGACAUCUGGGCGAUGGGUGUCACACUUUUCUCCUUCGUGUAUGGCCGCCUGCCGUUCCACGACGAGAAUAUCCUGGGCCUGUACUCGAAGAUCCAGAGCCAGGAGGUGGCGUUCCCGGCGGUACCGUCCGUGUCCGAGGCGCUGCAGGACCUGGUGCGGCUGAUGCUGGACAAAGAGCCGGAGCGGCGCGUCACGCUGCCGGAGAUCAAGCAGCACGCGUGGGUGACCGCCGGCGGUCGGGCGCCGCUGCCCGAGGAGGCCGACAACUGCCGCACGGCCGUUGAGGUCACCGACGAAGAGGUGCAGCAGUGUGCGCGUCGCCUGCCCAGCAUCAACACCAUCAUCCUCGUCAAGGCCAUGGUCAAGCAGAAGAGCUUCGUGCACCCGUACAAGGGCGGCGGCGCCGGCGGCGGCGGCGGUGCCGGCGCCGGCGAGCGUGGCGAGUACCACCGCGCCGGCCGCAGCAACUCGGCGCCCUCCGCUUACGAGCUGUACCUGGAGCAGAAGCGCUCCGUUGACAUCACGCUUCCGCCCGUGUCGGAGGCGGACGCGGACGCGUAGCCACCGCCGCCUCCGCCGCCGCUGCCGCUGACGCACCCCACUAUCGCAACCGAGCACGCCUGCCUACUCUCGAUGCCUUGUCUGUGUGUGUCCGUGAGAUCCGGUGUGCCUUUCCCACGGGUGAGCGGCUGCGCCGCUGAGCCGCGCCGCUCGCACCCCACCUCCUGAUGUGAUCCGCUCGCGCUCGUGCGCGCGCGGCCGGCGCCGGACUGCGGGCGGCGUCGCGAGCCGGCGCGGGCGGCGCGGGUGCGUGUAGUGGUGUCGGGCUCCGCCGUCGUCGCCGCGCCCGCCAAGUGCCCUCUCCGAUGCCAGCCUCGCGUGAGGUCGGCUGCUGUGCCGAGAUAAUCACCGGUCGCCGCGAGCGGCGGCCCCGCGCCGCCGCCGCGCCCAACACAAUGCCUCCCGAUGCAACGAGGCGGCCCAGCAGAGUCGGCUCCGCUCGGAGCUGGCCCGCGUACCUCCCGCCGUGCCGUGCGCUGCCAGCCACCGGGCCAGUUCCGGUCGGGCGCGUCUCGCACCGCCAGCGAGUGCCCGGGUGUGGGUCCCGCCGGCGACCCCUGGUGGCCGCCCCGUUCGCCCUCUGUGUUCAGUGUGAGCGUGGCAUCGCCCCGACCGGCGCCCAGAGGGUGCAGAGGUGGCGCGGCGGCCGGAGCGGCCUCCUGCGCGCCGGCGCCGGCCCCGGCCGCGCAGUGUGUUGUCCUAGUCACCGUCCUCGCAGCACGCCCCAGUCAGAGACGCACCCGUGGCGGAGGCCGCCCCGCAUCGGCCCGUCGCCGGCCGUCGGCGAUGCGGGGUCCUGGCCCGCGCGUGCCGGCAGCGACGAACGCCGCCCCUGGGCGUAGGUGCGUGGAGGUGGGUCUGCACGAGGGACGAACCAAUGGUUAUGAGUGCAGAGGCUGCAGUUGGCGGCCAGAUUGUCCCGAGGGCAUGGCGAAGUACAUUCGAUGCGUAGUUAGCAGCGCGGCUGACUUUGCGGGCGUUCAUAUGGGCAAAUGCGCACAAAGACUGACGCAUUACGCGCACACGGGGGCUCGCACGUGCCAGCGAGUACGAAAUCAUUUCCUGGGGAGGUGGUGCCUGGCUGCGCUCGGGAGCGCCCCGCCCGCUCCUCAGUUUGAGGGCUGCUGUGAUCGACGAGGCAUGGGCUCGCUCCGCGGACUCGUCGCCGCGAUGUACGGUCGCGGUCCCGGGCUGCUGUGGAGCCUCGUUUGUCGGCUCUGCAGCUGUUGACCGGCCGGCGUCUCCAGCAUCAUUAGCGCUCGCAGGGCUGGCGCGGUGGGCGCGCCGGCGACGGUCGCCAGGCGCUGUGCGUGCCGGGUGUGCGCUGGGGUCUACUAGCGGGAUAGGCUGCACUGCGGCGCGGGUGGAGCUGCGCCAGGUCGGAAGUGGCGCACCUCGUCUCCGUUCACCAGGCGUGUACAGAACCGGUGUGAGAACGUGGCGUCAUUCCAGUUUUAUCUUCAUGUGAUUGUGCCUAGUCCCUCGGCGAGCGAUGGUGGCGUGUUUCUCUGGGGGCUGAACAUUCCGGGGGUCGCCGGCGCGCGGCCCUCCCCUCCCGUCCUUCUCUGUCGGCCUGUCGCCGGCCGGUCCGUCCUGUCGGGCUGCGGGCCGACCUGGGGCCCGCGGCCCCCCGCCCUCCCGCCGCCGGCCCCGCGCGGCCGGCUGCUCGCAGCCAAACGGCGGUUCGUACCGCUGGUCAGCACCGCAGUGUGAGCGUGGGGGCCGUAAGCGAGUCAGUUCUGCGUCACGUGGCGAGUUUUUGGCCAUUAAAGAGUGGCGAGUCCCUGAAAGUCAGUGGCUUGCUGCCCCCGCACUCAUCGCGCGCGGCACCGCAGAACUUCGGCUGUGGUUUGGCUGCGGCAGCUGGCCGCUGGUCCGUCGCCAGCGGCCAGCGCCGGGGCCGGCGGGCGCGUGAGGCGCCGGCGCACGGGGCGGGUGGUGCGGCGCCCCGUGUCGUACCUGACCUCAAUGGCCCGCGCCUCACUCAGGCUACGCUUGCCGCAUCGGUUGAGGGGCUGGUCGCUUGUCUCCAGUGGAGGAUGGCUUGGCUUGGGUGGGACUUCAAGUGCCCUCACGGCUCCUCCCGGUCCGUCUCUCGCUCCCGUCCGCGUUCGCCGGCGCGUUGCUGAGCUAACCGAGCGCGUUUUCCUGUCCCUGUACGUGAUUGGCCAUACAUACUCGCAUCAUUACUUAAACGUCGCGUCACUGUCUUUAUACCUUGUUGGUGUAUGUUAGUUACCCUUUACGCAUAUUACUAUUAAAGCAAAGUUUUGAAAUACAUACAUGAC